GAGUGAUUCUCUUUUUCCUUUUCCUCCCAGCAUUGCAUGUGGCUGUGACCGGAGAAGGGAAUAAUCCAACACCAGAGAAAACGCGACUGGCGGGCGACUGGGUGGUGGCACCGGUCACUCAGAUCCGGGGGGGUGGAGGGGGGGAACCAGGACGCAUCCACCACGGGAGGAGCGGCUGGAUGCAUCGCACAGUGGAACAACUUGGGGGCCGUGCGGGACGGGAUCCCUAUUCUGUCGGCAGCCUGAGCUGCAGCGGAGCUUGGAGUUCGUGCCAUCCCCGCCCAUGGCUCCCGGGCGGCAGGUGCUCUGCCAGCGUUGGCCAGCCGCAACUGCCUCUGCACCUGCCGCCCAACCAUGUCUCUAACAUGGGGCAACACGGCAAGGGCUAUUUCCCCCCGGGGAAUCUGGCCCCGCGCCCCUUGCAUGGGAAACUGGAAGCCAUCCACAGCUGCGUCCAAGCUCUGCUGCGAGACCAGGGGCAGCCGCAGCUCUGGGAGCAGCUGGGUGAAAUCUACGAAUCGGAGCAAGACUGCGAGGAGGCCGUUCGCUGCUAUCAGAACGCCGCCCGCUAUCAGCGCGACUAUGGGAGCUACGGCGAGAUGCACGCUCGGAUCGGACGCCUGCAGCAGGCUCAGCUGUGGAACUUCCAUUCGGGAUCUUCUCAUCACCGUCCGAAGGCAUUACCCCCCCUGCAGCAAGUUUGGAAUCUCUUGCACCUCGAGAAGCGGAAUUUCUCGGCCAAGCGCAAUCCCCAGCUGAAGAGGCCCGGCCCACCGAUGGAGCCACCCGUGGUCCAGCCCAUUCCCCCAGUGCAGCACCCACCCCACCCCGGGCACGGAGAAGAGAUGCCUGCCCCCAUGAAGAGGCGGAGGAGCACCAGCCCUGACCAGAACGGCAGUGGAGUUGGCCAGCACCCCCCCGGUCCCGGAGUCCCUGGAAACCCUCAUUACCAGCUGCCUAAACCAGGAUUAUGGAACCCCCUCCAUGGAGAGACGUGGGGACUGGAGCGCAAGAGCGUAGCUGCCCCAGAGAGACAAGAGCAGAGAAACUCCGUGGCUCACCCCUUCCCCUACCCGACCCCUGCCUACGGCUCGCACCCUCCCCCGCACCGCCUGCCAGCCAUGGCCCCCAGCCCCCGCACACCGCCAGCACACCGACCCCCCCUCGACAGCCAUGGCUGCCUGGCCCGGCCCAACGGAAGUGACCUUAGAGACAGCCGAGUCCCCCGGGCACGUCCAGACUCCACCGCUACACCAGCAACUGUCGCCUGCGUGCCUUACACCCCGCGCCCGAGCCCGGGAGGACCUCCCGUCACCAGCAAGACCACCCCGCGGGGACAGCCGAACCCUGACAGCCUUGGGUCUGACCAUUAUCAAACGCCGGCAUUACCGCAAUCCAACCCUGCCCCGGAGAGCAACAGCCGCAAACCACCGCCGCCACGUUCAACGCCUUGCCUUGCUUCCCGCAUGCCGCCACCCCCGACCAUCACCAGGGGGGCUCCACCAGCAGUGGCUCCGCCCCCUGCUGCCCCGCCGUGCCCCCCGCCGCCCCCGCCUCCUCCUCCUCCACCCCCUCCGCUGCCCUGGCUGAAAGGCCCAGCAUUCAGUAACAAAGCAGGGGAGGGGAAAGCCAGCGUGGACCCCCUGGAUGAAAUUUUGUUUGGGUGUGGGGAACCCCAUCGGGGGGAGCCACCCCCUCUGGGGACUUGUGAGUCCAGUUGCAGCUUCCAGGACGCCAACACCAGCAGUCCGAAAGGGGCCUUCGCUCACCCCGGGGAGGGGGUGGCGGACAAGCCGAGACCACCGACUCCAGCCAGCCCUGAGUGCACGCCGACCCCCGACUUCUGGCUGACGGAAAGUGGCAGGGAGGAGAAAGGUUCUGGGGCCACAAGAGCCCUGACCCCGACCCCCACAAUUACCUCAGGACCCUUCAGCUCACCAGAGAGCCCUCCUCAGCCCCCAACGUUGCCCCCGCCACCGCCACCCCCACAGCAGCCCCGGGGCCCCUACCCAAAGACCCCAGACGCAGGAGUGGUGCCCCCAGCCCCAGAAGCUGCGCCCUCCCGCCUCUUUGACUUCGCCAGCCCCCCACUGGAGGAUCAGUUUGAGGAGCCCCCUGAAAUCUCUGCCGACGGCUUGGCGAACAUCAUGAAGAUGCUGGACGAAUCGAUCCGGCGGGGAGAGGAGGAGCGCGAGGAGAGCUUCCCCCCGCCACCGCCGCCUGCCCCUCUCCUCCCAAGCCCACCACCUUUGGCAAGACCAAAGCCGCCGACCCCGUCCCCCGCCUCCUUUGAUUACCCCAAGCCCCCCGGGCAGGAUCCGCCAGAGCCGCCCUGUUUGUACCGCUUUGGCAAGCGAGACGGGGAAGAGCGCCCCCCGGCAGCGACGGCCGCCGGAGGGGGAGGGAAGUUCCCCCACCACAGCACCGCCUCUCUGCUCAAGUCUUUGGCCAAUGUGUUGGAGGGGCAGAAACACUCCUACCGGCCCAAACCACUGGCCCCUCCUGGUGCUAAGAUUGCUUCUCCGGCUGGGGCCGGCCAGAGCGCUGGCCCCCACUUCUCUACCUCAAGCCAAGCCUGGUCCGGAGGGGUAGGGGGGGUAGGGGAGCGGGCAGCCACCCCUCCCCCGCCACCCGCCACCCGGCCGAUCAAGACUGAAUCGGAGGUACUAGAAGAAAUCAGCCGUGCUUGCGAAACGCUGGUGGAGCAGGCGGGGCGCGAGCCAAGCCCCCCUCCUCCCGCCACGCCCCCUCCCGCCACCCCUCCGCCUCCCCCGGCCUCCUCUCCCGCACCUCCUCCUCUCCCUGCACCUCCCGCUCUGACUCCCGCCCCUCCGCCGCCCCCGCCGCCCCCUCAGCGCCCCAAGGACGAGUCCCGCAAACGGGAUCGGGAACACCGGCGGCACCGGCGCUCCGGCAAGGAUGGUUCGCGGCGGCACCGAGAGAGCAAGAGCCACAAAGAGAAGAACCGGCAAAUCUUGGGCAGCUUGGACGUGCAGAGCACCGAGAGCCAGGCCCGGGAGAACGGGGCCAAGCCGCCCCCUCUGGCCGCCCCUCAGCCUGAGCGGAGACCCCCCGUGAAGAAGGAGGAGGGGACCGUCAGCUCGGGCUCCACCGUCGUGUGCUCCGCCGAUCUCCUCAAGCUGCGUUCGUUCACCGAAGGGCCGCCGAAGGAGCUGAAGAUUCGCCUCAUCAAGGUGGAGAGCGGGGACAAGGAGACCUUCAUCGCCUCCGAGGUGGAGGAGCGGCGCAUCCCCUUGAGCGAGCUCACCAUCAACCAUUCGGCCGCCGAGGUGGUGCGUGCCAGCAAGCACCACAAGGUGAAGGGGAAAUUUAAGGAGUCUUACCUGUCGCCCGCCCUGUCGGUCAAGCCUCACAUCAACUCGGAUGAAAAGCUCCCCCGGGAUAAGCUCAACCCUCCCACCCCAAGCAUCUACUUGGAAAGCAAGCGGGACGCUUUCUCACCGGUGCUUCUCCAGUUCUGCACUGACCCCAAGAACCCCAUCACAGUCAUCCGGGGCUUGGCUGGCUCUCUCCGCCUCAACUUGGGUCUGUUCAGCACAAAGACGCUGGUGGAGGCCAGCGGGGAACACGCCGUGGAGGUCCGCACGCAAGUCCAGCAGCCGUCGGACGAAAACUGGGACCUCCAGGGGACGAAGCAGGUGUGGCCCUGCGAGAGCAGCCGGUCCCACACCACCAUCGCCAAGUACGCCCAGUACCAGGCAGCCUCCUUCCAGGAGUCUCUCCAGGAAGACAAAGAGAGCGACGAAGAGGAAGCGGAAGAGCCGGACAGCACCACGGAGACACCCCCCAGCAACCCUGAUCAGAAACCUCACCAGAUCAUCAAGUUUGGGACCAAUAUCGACCUCUCAGAUGCCAAGCGGUGGAAGCCACAGUUACAGGAGCUGUUGAAGCUGCCGGCUUUCAUGAGAGUCACCUCUACAGGGAACAUGCUAAGUCACGUGGGACACACGAUCCUGGGCAUGAACACAGUGCAGCUCUAUAUGAAAGUGCCAGGCAGCCGCACGCCGGGUCACCAGGAGAACAACAACUUCUGCUCGGUGAACAUCAACAUCGGGCCUGGGGACUGCGAAUGGUUUGCGGUCCACGAGCAUUACUGGCAGAACAUCAGUGCCUUUUGUGACAGGCACAGCGUGGAUUACCUGACCGGCUCAUGGUGGCCCAUCCUGGAAGACCUCUACCAGUCCAACAUCCCGGUCUACCGCUUCAUCCAGCGGCCGGGAGACCUGGUGUGGAUCAACGCAGGGACCGUCCACUGGGUUCAGGCCACCGGCUGGUGCAACAACAUCGCGUGGAACGUGGGCCCCUUGACAGCCUACCAGUAUCAGCUGGCCCUGGAGCGCUACGAGUGGAACGAGGUGAAGAAUGUCAAGUCCAUCGUCCCCAUGAUCCACGUCUCCUGGAACGUCGCCCGCACCGUCAAGAUCAGCGACUCGGACUUGUACAAAAUGAUCAAGUAUUGUCUGAUGCAGUCGAUCAAACAUUGCCAGGUCCAGCGGGAGAGUCUGGUGCGGGCAGGGAAGAAGAUCGCCUACCAAGGCCGGGUGAAGGAUGAGCCAGCCUACUACUGCAACGAGUGUGAUGUGGAGGUUUUCAACAUCCUCUUUGUGACCAGCGAGAACGGCGGCAAGAACACCUACCUGGUGCACUGCGAAGCCUGCGCCCGCAAGCGCAGCACCUCCCUCCACGGCGUCGUGGUCCUCGAGCAGUACAAGACGGAGGAACUCAUUCACAUCUAUGACAGCUUCACUCUGGCUGCGUCACCUAGUUCAAGAUGAGCCAUACCACGCCUGGACUUGGAUGUCUGGGUUGUUUCUCCGAGCUGGCCUCUCCCCCUCUUCGCCGUGUGUGU
This is a messenger RNA of Euleptes europaea (tarantolino), 4870 nucleotides long. It is a transcript of the gene KDM6B, whose product is annotated as lysine demethylase 6B. NCBI's taxonomy places the organism in Eukaryota, Metazoa, Chordata, Lepidosauria, Squamata, Sphaerodactylidae. Gene Ontology annotation, biological process: heart development; regulation of gene expression. Gene Ontology annotation, molecular function: histone H3K27me2/H3K27me3 demethylase activity; protein binding; chromatin DNA binding. Gene Ontology annotation, cellular component: MLL3/4 complex. Bases 180 to 4796 code for a protein of 1538 amino acids. The transcript has 21 exons. The record is from RefSeq and is a predicted model, not a curated record.